Parathielavia appendiculata is the source of this 1291-nucleotide messenger RNA. RefSeq lists its product as uncharacterized. The transcript is spliced from 2 exons. NCBI's taxonomy places the organism in Eukaryota, Fungi, Ascomycota, Sordariomycetes, Sordariales, Chaetomiaceae. The record is from RefSeq and is a predicted model, not a curated record. Bases 224 to 973 code for a protein of 249 amino acids.
GUCAAGCCACGGAUCAUAACCCAUUGAGUCCACUACUGUUGUCGAAAUACAUCCAGGGUACACUGUCACACACUCUACCCAAAAAUGAAGACGCCCUUCGCCACUGUGAUCCUGCUGGGUCUAUCAUCCGCCAGCCCAGUAUCCAUCGAGACACGCCAGAGCCAGAGCGUCGGCACCGGCCCGUUUGCGCCAGCGGUAUAGACGAGUGUCCGCUGUGCCACUAAUGUCCUCUGCUGACACAAUCUUCCCACAGGGAUACUACACAACCGACACUCUCAGCGGCCACACCUUUUACGCCCCCAAGACCGUCCCGGCUGGCACCAAGCUCCCCGUCCUGCUCUGGGGCAACGGCGGCUGCUCGGCCGACGCCACAGGCCAGGCGCCCUUCCUGACCCAGCUGGCCUCGCACGGCGUCCUCGUCAUCGCAAGCGGCACGCCGGGCGGCAGCGGCACGACCACGGCGGCCUUCAUGACGCAGUCGAUUGACUUCAUCGCCAAGGUCGCGGGCACGGGAUCGUGGGCCAGCAUUGACGCGUCGCGCAUUGCGGCGGCGGGCUGGAGCUGCGGCGGCAUUGAGGCGUACGCGCAAAUCUGGGACGACCGCGUGCAGAGCAUCGGUAUCUGGAACUCGGGCCUGCUGACCAACUAUACGGCGGCCGGCAGCUUUCGCAAGCCCGUCUUCUUCUUUCUGGGGGGCCCGUCCGACAUUGCGUACCAGAACGGCGAGCGGGACUAUGCGGCCAUGCCCGCGGGGGUGCCCAAGUGGAAGGGUAACCUGGCGGUGGGUCAUGGGGGGACGUAUACCCAGGCUAAUGGGGGUAAAUUUGGGGUUAUUGGCGCGCAUUGGGUGCAGUGGAUUCUGAGGGGGAAUGUCUCGGCGGGGGAGUAUCUGAGUGGGAAUGGCGCGACGAGCGAUGGUUGGUCUGUGGUGUCUGCUGACUUGGAUAAGAUCCAAGUUGCGCCGAUUGCUUGACGCGGUGAUCAGGGGGUCUGUACUACCGAUCGAGAGGCUUUGUCCCCUUUUCUUGUUCGCAUCAUCCCCUGACCAUGAUGAUCAUGAAGCUUUCCACUGUUGAGCAGAUCCGGCUUUCGUACUCGUACUGUAGCUCUCCAGACAGACUCAAUCACAACAGUGCCAGCCUUGAGCAGCCUGCUCCUGCCGGCCUAGCAGGAGCCAUGUCCGUAGGUGCCUACACGCUCGGUUGAGACGAGCAUAAGGGCGGGGAGGAUUCUUUGAUGUGUGUUGGUAUCAAUCAACCUGGUUGGUGCGCAGGAUCGGGUCGAUGCUACG